Molecule: messenger RNA, 1658 nt
Organism: Schistosoma curassoni
Lineage: Eukaryota; Metazoa; Platyhelminthes; Trematoda; Strigeidida; Schistosomatidae
Source: the annotation of a GenBank genome assembly
GCUUAAUAAAUGAUUCUAUUGCUCUCAACCAUAAAAAACUGUUCUAAUGAUAGAACUGAGAAAACUUGUUUUUAGAUCAAUAACAGUCAUUUGUAUUGGAUAUAUAAUACGCUGUUUUCUGAAUAAAUCAACCGAUUCAUAUACUUAUCAUAUUAAUCCAUCCAUUGAGCUGAAUAACCAACUUAUUACAAAUAAAAAUUAUGGAAAGUUAGAAAAGAUUGAUUUAAUGAAUUACAGUGGUCCUGAAAGUUUAAUUUAUCAUGAUGGUUCAUUGUAUGCCACAGUGAUUCAAGGGAAAAUAGUAAAAAUAAAUGAUUCUGGGAUUUAUGUUCAUGCAACACUUGGUUCACCAAACUGCGUUGGUGUACAUGAAUGUGGUAGACCAUUAGGUUUAAAAUUGUUCAACAAUUCGGAGAAUUUCUUGGUCACGGAUGCCUAUUUAGGUGUAUUCUCUGUCUCAGUAAAAGAUGGUAGUGUGAAGAAAUUGUUCCCAUUAGAUGAAGAUUUCAAAGUUACAUUUUUUGAUGAUUCAGUAAUGUUACCGAACGGUAGUCUUGUUAUUACUGAAGCUAGUACAAAAAAUACUUUACGACAUCUAUGGACAACAAUUUUAGAGGGACUACCUAGUGGGAGGCUAACAAUGGCUGAUACAAAAACUGGUCAAUACAGUCACAUAAUGGAUGGUUUACGCUUUCCCAACGGAAUCGAAAUUUCUAGUGACGGAAAAUCCAUAUUACUCGUUGAAACAAUGAAACUUCAAAUUUUACGAAUUCCAUUAGACGGAGGUGAAGUGACCGUGUUCAGUGAUGGGCUACCUGGUUUUCCGGAUAAUAUCAAAGCCAGUCCACGUGGUGGAUAUUGGGUCCCUGUAUCACCUCUUCGUGACGAGCCUCUAUCUGAACUUCUACUCAACUAUCUACCAGCUUAUCCUUGUAUUCGUCAGUUGGCUUCCAGUAUUAUCUCCAUGCUUCCAUUCACACUAAUACCGAAAGGAAAAUCAUCAAUGUUAAUUCGUUUAGAUGAAAAUGGACAGAUAAUUGAAAUUUGGAAAGAUUUUCAAAAUGAAUUACCAAAUGCUUGUGAAGUACUAGAACAUGAUGAUACUUUAUACACUGGAAGCUUUUAUCUACCUUACAUUGGUCGUUUAAGAAGAUUGUCAAAUUAAUUUCUAUAAAAUUUGAAAAUCUUUAGUUCCAGAAGAUGAAUACUGUGUAAUUUGAUGUUGUUGUUGUUGUCGUUGUUAUUCAUUCAGCACAUUGAUGAUAAAUACUUUCCAUGUUUUGAUUUGGCUUAUCUUUAAGACAUUCAUCAAUAUCUUGUUUUCUUAUGUUUUUUUCGUUGUUUUCGUUGUUGCUGUCAUUGUUGGUAGUUUGGCUUAGCCAUUUCUCAAUAUUUAAUUAUUCUGUACUAAUUGUGUAAUGUGUGAAUUACUUAAUCAAUAAUAAAUGACACAAUGCCAUUUACAUUUAUUGAAUCAAUCAGGUCAUCUUUUAGUUAUCUGUCUAUAAUUCAGUUAGCUAAAGUCGUGAAUUGAUAUCAUUAUGCAUGUUAACUUGCUUAUGUUACGUAACACUUGUGGUUAUUACAAAACGUUGAUAAAACGAAAAUGAUACAGAUGUAGAUUUGCUUUCUUUUUUCUAGCAGCGAUCCGAUCAUAC